This is a messenger RNA of Musca vetustissima, 433 nucleotides long. RefSeq names its product pupal cuticle protein Edg-78E-like. Lineage: Eukaryota; Metazoa; Arthropoda; Insecta; Diptera; Muscidae. Bases 61 to 426 code for a protein of 121 amino acids. The record is from RefSeq and is a predicted model, not a curated record. Gene Ontology annotation, cellular component: chitin-based extracellular matrix. The transcript has 2 exons. Gene Ontology annotation, molecular function: structural constituent of chitin-based larval cuticle.
UAUAUAAGCAAAGGUUUUUAGCAAAACUACAAACAGUUUAUCAAAGUUUAAUCUAGCAAAAUGUUCAAAAUUUUCGUCUUGACCGCUCUCUUGGCUUUCGCCUAUGCCGAUAACAUCAACAAGGAUGCCGAAGUUUUGAGCUUCAAAAAUGAUCCCGCCGAUGCUGAAGGAAAUUAUGCCUACGCCUUUGAGACCAGUAAUGGUAUUCAACAACAAGAAGCUGGCAAUCCCGCUGGUGUAGCUGGUUCCUAUGAAUUCGUAUCGCCUGAAGGUGAAAAAUUCUACGUUAGCUAUACCGCUGAUGAAAAUGGUUUCCAACCCGUUGGUGAUCAUUUGCCCACACCACCACCUGUACCAGAGGCCAUCCUUAAGGCUUUGGAAUAUAUUGCUUCCCAUCCUCCAGCUGAUGAUACAUACAGACAGUAAAUUUAAG